CCGGUCGGCUGUGUUUUCUGUUGCACGAAGAGGAACGCUUUCCAGUGACGUCAGAAGCCAGAGCCAAGUGUCAUGCUGACCUCCUGAGGAUGACAAGUUACAGCCGAGCCGCUCAGCAAUGGGCCACGUUUGCAAGGACAUGGUUUCUUAUUGAUGGAAAAAUGCAGCCACCUGGAAAAAUAGCCACAUUGUGUUCAGUUCACCUGCAAGGGAAGCACAAGCCAGUGUACCACGCACUAAGCGAUAGUGGAGACCAUGUUGUUGUCAUAAAUACUAGACACAUUGCUUUCUCUGGAAAUAAAUGGGAACAGAAAGUUUAUUCUUCACACACUGGUUAUCCUGGAGGCUUCAGACAGGUGACUGCAGCUCACCUUCACCAGAGAGACCCAACCGCAAUUGUGAAACAUGCUAUUUAUGGAAUGUUGCCAAAAAACCUGCUCAGGAGAACGAUGAUGCAGAGGUUACACUUGUUCCCUGAAGAUGAAAUUCCAGAAGAUAUCCUAAAGAAUCUUGUUACUGAAAUUCCUCAGCCAAGGAAAAUACCCAGGAGACUGGAUGAAUAUACUCAGGAGGAGGUUGAUGAGUUUCCAAGACUCUGGACCCCGCCUGCUGACUUCAGAUUGAAGUAACUUGGACAGUAGAAAGAACGCAACUAAAUGGCAUCUUGUUUUCAUGCUUAAAAAUGCUAGAUUUACCUUUUUUUAAAAAUAAUAAUAAAUGUAUCAAUUUAAAAAUGGAAAUGGCUUUGCUUAUCUUAUUAGUAGAUAAUGUUUAUUUUUAAUCAACCUUGAUUCUUCAACAUUGAACAUCUUCAGGCUGUGUCUUCUCCAACAUUAUGAUCAAAGCUGGAAUGAAUGGGAUGCUGUGUUUGGAUUUUGUAUACAAAAUUGACAUUUCCAAUGAAAAAAAAUAAAUUUAAUAUAAUGUAAAGGGAAAAAACCUUCAUAAGAUCCGGAAGAAAUCUAUGUAAUAUAAGUAAAUAAAUAAAAGCUUGAUUAGAUGCAAA
Molecule: messenger RNA, 1006 nt
Organism: Bombina bombina (fire-bellied toad)
Lineage: Eukaryota; Metazoa; Chordata; Amphibia; Anura; Bombinatoridae
Gene: MRPL13
Product: mitochondrial ribosomal protein L13
Exons: 7
Coding region: 90-629 (179 amino acids)
Biological process (GO): negative regulation of translation; translation
Cellular component (GO): mitochondrial large ribosomal subunit; ribosome
Molecular function (GO): mRNA binding; structural constituent of ribosome
Source: RefSeq, a predicted model, not a curated record